Messenger RNA from Asparagus officinalis (garden asparagus), 2042 nucleotides. RefSeq names its product probable plastidic glucose transporter 2. The record is from RefSeq and is a predicted model, not a curated record. Gene Ontology annotation, cellular component: membrane. NCBI's taxonomy places the organism in Eukaryota, Viridiplantae, Streptophyta, Magnoliopsida, Asparagales, Asparagaceae. Bases 345 to 1790 code for a protein of 481 amino acids. The transcript is spliced from 15 exons. Gene Ontology annotation, biological process: monosaccharide transmembrane transport. Gene Ontology annotation, molecular function: hexose transmembrane transporter activity.
GCGCAAGAUAGCACCGACCUCUGCAGUUGUCUUCUCUUCCCUCUCGAAGAUCCGCGCUCAUCUCAUCCCAACGAACAAACCAAAAACUUCAUCGUAGGAGGACGCAAGGAAGCGCACGUUAGCCCCUGCGGCUGGAUCCUUACGCUCACAGCCCUCCAUUUGCGGCGAUCCGCUGGGAUCUGGGCCCACGUGAAGCAGAAAAAGAGAGAGUGAGAGAGCGCCAGCGACACGUCACUGGAUCUCCCCAUGCUCUGCAUUUGCCUUCUUCAGCGAGAGCUGUGAUUGAUGAUUUGGACGUGAAGGACGUGGGGAAAAAAAAAGAAAAAUAAUAAUAAUAAUUCAAGAUGUGGGGUAGUUCCUCUGUUCAUAAGCGAAUGGCCGCCAAAGAGCUGAUGGCGGACUUCGAUCGAGGCGAGCCCAGCUCAGGUCGUUUCUUGAGUCAAGAAGGCAGCAAUCCUUCUUGGAAACUCUCUUUUCCUCAUGUAUGUGUGGCAACAAUCUCAUCAUUCCUAUUCGGAUACCAUCUUGGAGUGGUGAAUGAACCAUUGGAUAGCAUUGCUAAAGAUCUUGGGUUUUCGGGCAACACGCUGGAUGAAGGACUCGUUGUAAGCAUUUGCUUGGGUGCGGCCUUUCUUGGCUCUUCGUGUAGUGGUUGGAUUGCUGAUGCAGUUGGGCGCCGUAGGGCAUUCCAGAUGUGUGCAUUGCCUAUGAUUAUUGGAGCUUCUGUAAGUGCAAUAGCAAACAGUUUGGAGGGUAUGCUGCUCGGCAGAUUCUUAGUUGGAAUAGGAAUGGGACUAGGUCCACCUGUUGCCUCUCUGUAUGUGACAGAGGUCUCUCCUUCGUUUGUUAGAGGUACUUAUGGAAGUUUAAUUCAGAUUGCCACAUGUCUUGGUCUAAUCGCCGCUAUGUUUAUGGGUUUUCCAGUAAAGACAACCCCUGGAUGGUGGCGGGUCUGCUUUUGGGGUUCUACCAUUCCUGGUGCUUUUCUUGCGAUUCUCAUAGAAUUUUGUGCUGAAAGUCCUUCAUGGCUCUAUAAGCGUGGAAGGCUAGUUGAAGCAGAAAUUCAAUAUGAAAGACUUUUGGGAGCUUUCCAUGUCAAGUCAGCAAUUGCAGAAUUAUCUCGUUCAGAUAAAGGAGAUGAUGUGGAGACCAUAAAAUUUUCAGAUUUACUACGUGGUCACAAUUUUAGAGUUGUUUUUAUUGGAUCAACACUAUUUGCUUUACAACAGUUAUCGGGGAUAAAUGCUGUCUUCUAUUUCUCUUCAACUGUUUUUAAGAGUGCGGGGGUGCCCUCAAACCUUGCCAACUUAUGUCUAGGAUUUGCAAAUCUUUCAGGGUCAGUUGUCGCCAUGAGUUUAAUGGAUAAGUUGGGCAGGAAAGUACUACUUAUAGGUAGUUUUAUUGGCAUGGCAGUGUCAAUGGGCCUUCAGGCCAUGGCAGCAAGACUUCCUGCCUCAUGGGCUCUGUACUUCUCUGUUGGUGGAAUGCUGUUAUCGGUCUUGGCAUUUUCACUAGGGGCCGGUCCAGUCCCUAGCCUUCUUCUAUCGGAGAUAUUUCCCAACAAAAUUCGUGCAAAAGCUAUGGCCACAUGCAUGUGCGUGCAUUGGGUGGUGAAUUUCUUCGUUGGUUUGCUGUUUUUGCCAUUGCUGGAACGACUAGGGUCACAGAUGCUAUACUCUAUGUUUGCGUUCUUCUGUUUGAUUGCAGCAAUAUUUGUGAGGAGAAAUGUUGUGGAAACAAAAGGCAAGACUCUACAGGAAAUUGAAAUCUCACUUCUCCAACCUGAGUAAAGGUCAGAAUGGCUGAUAAACAAGUAGCAAAUAGUUAUUCAACAUAUUCCAUGCCGUAAUACAGAAAGUGUAGCAAAUGAGGAACGAUGAGAUCAUUAGGUAUUGGCAUUUACAGAGUGAUAUAUCCAGUUUUAUCUUGAGCAGAGCAUCAUCACAUGUAUUCUUGUUUUUAAUUAUAUGGGAGAAGACAGUAAGCAAAUUGUUCAUACUAAAGACCUUUAGAUUUGAAUAAGAGUAACAGAGUUCUUCAUU